UACUCCUUUCGCCUAAUGUCAUGUAUUCUGCUGUCAAAAUUUCGUAUCGUGCAUUUUACUCGUGGUACUUGUUAAAAUAAACGUAUUGUAUGUUAACGUCACUCAAAUCUCGUAGAAAUGGUGAAUAUAGAUACUAUACGAAAGAAUUAUCCACUACAUUGGCUCGUUUGGCAUAACAGCUAUGUAGAACUCGACAAGGAACUAUCCACAAAUCAGCAUGACAUAGAAAAACAUGACAAUCGAGGAAGGACACCACUGAUGCUGGCAGUAACUUUAGGUCAUUCAGAUUCUGCUGUAGUACUAUUACAGCAUGAAGCUAAUGUUAAUACAGAGAAUACUCAAGGAUGGAGUGUGGUACAAGAGGCAGUUGGUACAGGAAAUCCCGAAUUGCUGCAAUUGGUACUUGCCAGGAGAGAUUACCAGAGAUACUGUAAUCGAGUGGCUGGUAUACCGGAGUUACUUCACAAACUUAAGCAGGCGCCAGAUUUUUACGUAGAAAUGAAAUGGGAAUUUACAAGUUGGGUUCCUCUCGCAUCUCGGAUGUGUCCAAGCGAUACUUAUAAGGUUUAUAAACAAGGUAGUAAUGUGAGGAUUGAUACAACUUUAUUAGGCUUUGAUCAUGCAAAUUGGCAGCGUGGCAAUCGUAGUUAUGUCUUCAAAGGACAAAAUGAUGGAGCAACGAUGAUGGAAGUAGACCAUGAAACAAGAAAAGUUUAUGUCGAACAUAUGAAACUUUUAGGAGACGAUAAUAUUCAAUUAAUGGAACCAUCUGAAGAAGGUGUGAUAGCUCGGCUUACCAAUCCUAUAGUUACAACAUAUAUAGACACGGAUAAAAUUAGUUUUGAACGCAAUAAAGCAGGUCUAUGGGGAUGGCGUUCUGAUAAAAGUGAAGUAGUAAACGGUCACGAGUGUAAAGUUUUUAGUGCAAGCAAUGUGGAAUUAAUAACUAAAACUCGAUUGGAGCAUUUAUCUGAAACAGAUAAAGCAAGAGCUCGGGCACCAAGGACACCUUUACAAUCAUUUCUAGGUAUUGCAGAGCAGCAGCAAGAGAGUUGCAGCGCUGUCACCACCAGUGAAGAAUUUAAUAACGUAGGUAAUCCCACUAAUAUCACUGCUGAGGAAUACUUUGAUCCAGAUAUUGAUUUAAAUGGGAGAGAUAUAGGUAGACCAAAAGAAGUUAAUACAAAAAUACAAAAAUUUAAGGCAACUUUAUGGUUGAGUGAGGAUUACCCAUUAAGUCUCCAAGAACAAAUCAUGCCAAUUGUAGAUUUGAUGGCUAUAUCUAGUUCACAUUUUGCAAAAUUAAAAGAUUUUAUUCAAAUGCAACUUCCAGCUGGUUUUCCUGUUAAAAUUGAAAUUCCAUUAUUUCAUAUUCUCAAUGCGAGAAUAACAUUUGGAAAUAUAUUUGGUUUGGAUCAAGAAGUACCAAAUGUAGGUCAUUUGCAAGAAACUAAUCGUAUAACUUGUUUAGUUGAUGAUGUCUGUUUCGAAGCACCCAGUGGAUAUGUCAAAUUAGGUGCAGAAGUUAGAACGCAAUUUAGUAUUGAAGAAGAAGAUGAUUUAUUACAAUUUGCUAUUCAGCAAAGUCUUUUAGAAGCUGGCAGUGAACGUGAUGAGGUUGAUAUCUGGGAAGCAUUAAGAGCGCAAAAGCCAUCUAGACCAACUACGCCUAAUAUGACCACGGAAGAAGAAAGACAACUUCAAAGGGCAAUUCAGGCUAGCUUAGUGUUAUAUCAAGAAACAGCUGGAUCUGCUGAAGGUACUGGAAAUUCAGCGGGCAUAAAUGAGAAUGAGGAUAGUGAUUCUCUGGAAGGUGCAGCAGAACAAUUGAGACUAGCGUUAAAACUUUCCGAACAGCAACAAAUUGAAGAAGAACAACGGCGAUUGUUGGAAGAAGAAACGUUCCGUCAAGUGCUAGAACUAUCUUUGACGGACAAGUAAACUUCUAAAAUGUGCAAUAGUGAUACAAAUAAGUUUACUACAGUAUACUUCCAGAAACAUGAAAAAUCUUCCAGUCUCGUCAAAAAGAGGCUGUACAAAAAAUCAUUUCCUACAAUUCAUAGAUUGCAAAGUAUAUUAAGAAAUAAUAAUGUUGCUUAUGAUCAACAUUUGUUAUUAAUAUAUAUAUAUAUAUAUAUA
Linepithema humile (Argentine ant) is the source of this 2139-nucleotide messenger RNA. Its product is annotated as ankyrin repeat domain-containing protein 13D. Lineage: Eukaryota; Metazoa; Arthropoda; Insecta; Hymenoptera; Formicidae. Gene Ontology annotation, cellular component: cytoplasm. Gene Ontology annotation, molecular function: protein binding. The record is from RefSeq and is a predicted model, not a curated record.